This is a messenger RNA of Rhizoctonia solani, 681 nucleotides long. Its product is annotated as 2OG-Fe(II) oxygenase family protein. Gene Ontology annotation, molecular function: iron ion binding; L-ascorbic acid binding; procollagen-proline 4-dioxygenase activity. Lineage: Eukaryota; Fungi; Basidiomycota; Agaricomycetes; Cantharellales; Ceratobasidiaceae. The coding region runs from base 1 to 681 and encodes 226 amino acids. Gene Ontology annotation, cellular component: endoplasmic reticulum. The transcript has 3 exons. Gene Ontology annotation, biological process: peptidyl-proline hydroxylation to 4-hydroxy-L-proline. The record is from RefSeq and is a predicted model, not a curated record.
AUGAUCAUCGACAACCUAUUUACUCCAGAGGAUUGUGCUCAGUAUGUUGCAAAGGUGGAGUCCGAAAAACAGUGGGAAAUAGCGGGUGUCGGAAUUGUUGCGGGCAAUGCGCAGAUGGUAGAUUCCUCUUACCGUCACUCGAGCCGUAUUUUGUACGACAAUGAAGGACUAGCCAGCGAAAUAUUUGAAAAGCUGAAGCCUUAUCUGAAGGAUAUUGAACAUAUGGACCACUCUUCAUUGCACAGAAACACCUGCGAACAACUCACAGAUCCUCCAGCUCGGUUGGUAGGACUGAACAAAAGGCUAAGGUUCUUGAAAUACAGACCUGGCCAAUUCUUCCGCAAACAUUGUGACGGUACAUACUCUACACCAGAUAAGAAGCGAAUAUCCUAUUAUACUUUACAACUUUAUCUCAAUGGAUCUGCCAAAGAGCUAAAAGGCGGUGCUACUCGGUUUUGGAAGAUGGGGAAUAUAAAUGGACCUGAGAGACGCAAGGCUCAACCGGGAAUGCCAUUGCAAAAGUUUUUAGAUGUAGAGCCAAGGAUAGGAAGGGCGCUGAUUUUUGAACAGCAUGGAUUAAUACAUAGUGGUGAGGACGUUGAAGAGGGAACAAAAAUCACGGUGCGGACGGACCUCAUGUUCGAGGCAUGUAUGGAGGAGUCUCUUGCAUUUGUGGAAUGA